Molecule: messenger RNA, 555 nt
Organism: Sphaerulina musiva SO2202
Lineage: Eukaryota; Fungi; Ascomycota; Dothideomycetes; Mycosphaerellales; Mycosphaerellaceae
Exons: 1
Coding region: 1-555 (184 amino acids)
Source: RefSeq, a predicted model, not a curated record
AUGCACAACAGUCAGGCAGGACCUGGACAGGACCAUCGUGGCCCCAAACUAUCCAUCGCACCAAUCACAACCCGCUCAACUUCACCUACGCUCCAUCUAAGCCCGUUCAAUCCCGCGUCACCAGGAUGGUCGUUCCCGAAUUCUACUAAAUCUUCAUGGGAUAUCACGAAAGCAUACAACCCGACUCCUCCUCUACCGCAGGCGUGCCCUCCUGCCACGACAAUCAUCCCGGAGACAGCUUUCUCGGACGCCCCGAACAAGGAACGGCAGGGCUAUGCUGAAAUCUCCUCGCUGGACGAGGACUUCUACUGCUCUACAUGGUUCGGUCGACACUUCACUGGAUUGAAGAAGCGAUGGCACCGAAGAAAUGGACACAAGAAGCGUGGACCCGAGCCACGACAUGAGGAUUUUGAGAGCAGCCUGUUCACGACCACUCCUGAUCCACUUCGUCGUUCGUGCGGCUGGGAUAGCUUUUCUACCGGCAUGUACCCCAUCUCCGUUUGUCGAAUUUCGAUGGAUGGUACAAACAUGGAUGGUCGAGAGAAAUGGAUCUAA